Messenger RNA from Lutra lutra (Eurasian river otter), 784 nucleotides. RefSeq names its product rRNA-processing protein FCF1 homolog. Gene Ontology annotation, cellular component: small-subunit processome; nucleolus. The coding region runs from base 27 to 623 and encodes 198 amino acids. The record is from RefSeq and is a predicted model, not a curated record. NCBI's taxonomy places the organism in Eukaryota, Metazoa, Chordata, Mammalia, Carnivora, Mustelidae. The transcript has a single exon.
GGAAGAAACGAGAGCACGACGUGAACAUGGGGAAGCAAAAGAAAGCAAGGAAGUAUGCGACAAUGAAGCGAAUGCUUAGUCUCCGAGAUCAGAGGCUUAAAGAAAAGGAUAGAUUAAAACCUAAAAAAAAAGAAAAGAAAGAUCCCAGUGCACUCAAGGAAAGAGAAGUCCCCCAACAUCCUUCCUGCUUAUUCUUCCAAUAUAACACACAGCUGGGCCCACCUUACCACAUCCUGGUUGAUACCAACUUUAUCAACUUUUCCAUUAAAGCCAAACUUGACUUAGUACAGUCAAUGAUGGACUGUCUUUAUGCCAAGUGUAUCCCUUGUAUAACUGACUGUGUAAUGGCUGAAAUUGAGAAACUGGGGCAGAAGUAUCGAGUGGCUCUAAGGAUUGCCAAGGAUCCAAGAUUUGAACGAUUACCAUGCACACACAGAGGAACCUACGCAGAUGACUGCUUAGUGCAGAGAGUAACUCAGCACAAGUGUUACAUUGUGGCCACAGUUGACCGAGACCUUAAACGAAGGAUCCGGAAGAUUCCUGGAGUUCCCAUCAUGUACAUUUCUAACCAUAGGUACAACAUUGAGCGGAUGCCAGAUGAUUACGGAGCCCCUCGGUUCUAAUUCUUAAAAGAUAGAGUUCCUCUGCCUUCCUUUACCAACUUUUUCUAUUGCUGGUUCAUAUUAGCAACAUGCUAUAGCAUGAAUUAUUCUUCUUACCCUUUUCCUGUUAUGAGCUGAGUAUGGUUAAAUACACUCACUUUUUGGUAUUGUUUUGAAAUUGA